AUGAUGAGACUAAUUGCUGUUUCUAGUGCACAAUAUAAUAUAUUUGAUCUAUGUCGAGUGGCAAUUGAGGAAUCAAACAAAUUAUUAGUAGCUAACAUUGAUGAAAUUCGUCGAGUUACCAGUCGUCAUAUUUGGCCUCCUAAUCAUAAACUCUUGGUGGGAUUCCUGCUAGAUGCUCACAUCGUUGCCACGUCUCAUGAUGAAUUUGCAGCAAGUGUAGAAGCACAACGUGAAGAAAAACAAGAAAAUGAGAACACUAACUAUUGUUUGAUUACUCAAUUAGGAAAUCAUCCUACAGAUAUCAAAUUCGUACUUGGUACUCACGCUGUACGAGACGAAAUUUUGCAAAGAUUCAAGCAUCCAUUUGGACCGAAUUCUACACCUUCACAAGAACAAAUUGAUUUGUUUCUUCACAAAAGUCAGACAUCAUCGAUACAACAGUUUUGUGAUUAUGUAACAGGCCAUGCUUGGCAUGACCUCGGUAGUAAUUCAUUACAUAGCGUUCUUGUUGAUUUUAUUAUUGCUGGUGAGCCAUUCUUCUUUAACGAAGAAUUAAAAGGAAUUUCCUUUGACACAAGAAUAAGCAAUCCUGUUGGUCAGAUAUUUUAG
Didymodactylos carnosus is the source of this 609-nucleotide messenger RNA. The record is from the annotation of a GenBank genome assembly. NCBI's taxonomy places the organism in Eukaryota, Metazoa, Rotifera, Eurotatoria, Philodinida, Philodinidae.